CUUUUAUUCUGAAAUUCUUCAGCGGAUGUUGUUGUCAGCUGAUAGUACUUCCUCCUCGCGUAGUUGUCUUGAAUGAUUUCACCUAAAUUCUUAUUAAUUUAAAACCUGUUUCAAACAAGCUGAUAGUAUUUCAUGUGGAGGGAACACGUCGAUAAAUAAAAUGUCUGCAAAGCCGACAUGUUUGAUUGUGGCGAGUGCGUCUCCUCAAGGAGUAUCAGCAACAUCUUUCCAUCAGUCCUUCAGCCUCUGUACCUCAGUGUUUAAUCUCCAGACAGCCACGCCUGGGGGAAAGCCAAUCGACUUCGUUGGAGUGGAUGAAAGCACCUCUCGAUGGGUGCAGGACUUCAAUGUGAAACCCUACGCAACACCAGCGAAACUGGAAUCUAUAGAUGGUGCUCGAUACCAGGCGCUGCUCAUCCCGGACUGCCCCGGAGCACUGAAUGACCUGGCACACAGCGGCUCUCUGCACCGCAUUCUCACACACUUCAUCUCCCAACAGAAGCCUGUUUGUGCAGUCGGACAAGGAGUGUCGGCAUUGUGUUGUGCCACUGAGGGACAGAGGUGGAUCUUCACUGGCUACAGCUUGACAGGGCCUUCAGUGUUUGAACUGGUGCGGAGACCUGACUUUGCCAACCUGCCCUUGGUUGUGGAAGACUUUGUGAAAGACAGUGGUGGAUCAUACACAGGAAGCCAAGAAGACUCUGUGCACGUAGUCAUAGACAGACACCUGAUAACUGGGCAGAAUAUGCAGUCAACCUCACUUGCUGUAAAUAAUCUAAUUCUUCUCUCAAAUGCCAAGUAAAAAAAGAAAACGUUAACAUCAGGAGCACUCAGAUUUAACUGCUUAGUUGUUGCACAUUUAUAUUCAUGUAAUUAAACAAACAUUCAUCUCAGACAAAUAUUGGAAGAUGCUGGUUCAGAUGUUUGGCAACACUGUAAAUACAACUUCAUUACUUUUUCAAUGCUGUUAUUGUAAACCCAAUAAAAGCCACACAAUCAAAUGUCUUGAUUUGAAAAAAAAAAAAAAAAAGGGGGGGGGAAAGCAGGAUGUUUAAAGCCGGAGAAGGAUGCAUCUUCACAGCAAGCAAGUCUGCAUCCAAGAGCAGAAAUGUUUGAAUAAAAUGGAGAGAAAAACAGCAGAAGAUUUCUGGAUUUGGACUGAAGGCUGGCUGCAGAUGUCAGUGGCACGUGAACAAGAGAAGAAUAUAAUCCUUCAUUUGAACUUUAUACAUAUUGAUGAUCAUGCACCCUCUGUUGUUUAAUAAUGACAUGUCACUGAACUCUGAAUGAACUGUACAAGUUGAUUUUUUUCUCCACAGUACCAUCAAUUAAAAGGAAUAACAUACCGAA
This is a messenger RNA of Centropristis striata (black sea bass), 1350 nucleotides long. RefSeq names its product glutamine amidotransferase class 1 domain containing 1 (gene gatd1). The coding region runs from base 161 to 802 and encodes 213 amino acids. The transcript is spliced from 7 exons. The record is from RefSeq and is a predicted model, not a curated record. Lineage: Eukaryota; Metazoa; Chordata; Actinopteri; Perciformes; Serranidae.